Messenger RNA from Ambispora leptoticha, 702 nucleotides. The record is from the annotation of a GenBank genome assembly. NCBI's taxonomy places the organism in Eukaryota, Fungi, Glomeromycota, Glomeromycetes, Archaeosporales, Ambisporaceae.
AUGGAAAAGUUUAAAGAGAUACAUACUAAUAAUUCGAAAUAUUUAGGAGAUGAUGACUAUUUUGAGUUGUUAUCGCCCAAAAAUAGACCUGACGCAAAUUACAACUCGGCUUUUUUGGAAGCAAAAAACUUAAUAUUAAAAAAAUUCCCAAGAGAAACAUAUUUUAGAGAAGAUUCAUCAUUUAUAAUUUAUUCAAAACAUCUUCAUAUAUUUACUUCUUAUUAUUUGAGUGAAGAGGGUUCACCCUUGCCCUUAAAAGUAUACUUAAAUUUUCUUGAAAGCAGUAAGGAUUAUUUAGAUUAUAUGAAAAAACUAAGGGCUAAUACUUUCCAUCUAACCAUAUUUAAACUAGAUCGAUUAAAUGGUUUCUGUAAUGAUAUAGUUAGCGAUUACAUAGAUAAUGUUGUAAACAUAAAAGAAAUUGAGUAUGAAAACAAAUAUCUAUAUUCCGAACCAAAAGAUUUUCAGAAAAUUGAAAACAAGUAUCAAGAAGUUAAUAAUGGAAAAAGACUAAAUACCGAGAAAUUAGAAGACUCAGAAAAGAUCGAUUUUAGUAAAAACAAAGAAGUGUUCGAAGAAUUUCUUAUAAAAGUAUGUGAUGAUUAUGAGGUUAAAGAAUUAAAAAAACACUUAGAUGUAAUAAUAAAGGAUUUUGGAAAAAUAAGGAAUGAUUUUAAAGGUCAACCUAACACCUUUCUUUAG